GUAACCUAAUACUAUCAAUUACAAUCAUGAUGCAAAACUCCAUCUCGAGAGCUUCUGCUCUCCUGGUGGCUUUAACAAGUCUACCUUCAUCUACCAAUGCUUCCCCUGUACUCAGCAGAAGACAGGCUUCGAACGCCACCAUGGUAGACGAUUUCGAAAAGAUCGAACCCAGCCCCAAACUCAACUGGGUACCCUGCUUCCAAAACUUCACUUGCACACGCCUCGAGGUACCCCUCGAUUACGAAGAUUUGGCGGCAGGCACCACGGACAUAGCGUUCAUUAAAUGGACAUCUCCUCAAACCUCAAACUCAAGUGCCAACGCUACAGCACCCCAAGACAUCCUGCUCAACCCAGGAGGUCCAGGUGGCUCAGGUGUUGAUUACUUGCUUAAAGCCAUCAAUUAUUUGAUUCUGGCAGGAGGCUCUCAAAACAAUUACGUUGGUUUCGAUCCCCGCGGUGUCAACAAUUCCGGCCCCUCUCUCAGCUGCUUCCCCGAGAACCAAAAACACACGCAACUCCUGUACGAGCGUCAGCAGCAACUGGGUGUCCAGAUUGAUGAUCCGAUGUCGGUCGUAGACGUAUGGAGACGUGGCGCGGCCUUUGGAGAGUUCUGUACCCAGUAUCACGGAGUCAAUGGUUCCGCACGAUACGCCAAUACCGUCGCCGUGGCCACGGAUAUGCUGCAUUACACUGAACUUAUCGCCGAAGAAAAAGGCGAAGACCCAGGAAAAAGCGAGCUGUGGUAUUGGGGCGCAUCUUACGGCACUGUGCUUGGAGCCACAUUUGCAUCGCUCUUUCCUCAGCGCGUGGGACGUAUGAUUUUGGAUGGUGUGGUCGAUAGUGAGGACUACUACGCCGGAAAGUGGGAGACAAAUCUCGCGGAUGGCGACGCAGCUGUUGAGUCCUUCUUCACCUACUGCUUCGACGCCGGGAAAGAAAAGUGCCCGGUAUGGGCGGAAUCUCCCGAGGCGAUCCAGGAGAAGUACGACGCCAUCAUUGAAUCGCUCAAAGAAAAGCCUGCCAUCGUUUCGAACCCAGAGCUCGUGGAUACUCCUUCCAUAUUCACAUACCGAGACUUUCAGACUCUGCUCGUCAGUUUCCCCUACGUUCCGGAUAUCUACUGGCCAGCCCUCGCGUCUGCCCUUCCGAUCCUAGAAAGCGGCAACGCAGACGCCAUUGCAAACGCAACACUCACGGGAUUCUGGCGUGAUACUUGCAGUCCGCUCGCCACGCAAUCCAAGCAGUUGGAACCACUACCUUUCAUCAGCUGCAAUGAUGCAAACGGCAGAUUAUUGCUCGAUACCUUGCCCAAGUUUCAAGACCAUGUCGACAUGUUAUACAACUCAAGCCGAUACAUGGGUGAGGGAUGGGCGUACAUUGGACCCGCUCAAUGCCAGAACCUCGGAUUCCGCCCACCAAAGUCCCAGGUCUUUGAGGGUAUCCCAUCUGCGAAGAACACGUCGCACCCUAUUCUGUUCGCCAGCAACACCAUUGACCCUGUGACCCCCCUACGCUCGGCGGAGAAGAUGCAGGGAAUGUUCGGGGGUGCUGGGCUGUUAGUACAGGAAGCGGUUGGACACUCAACGCAGAGUACCCUCUCCAAGUGUACGAUUGGCCAUUUCCAGGAGUAUUUCAGCACUGGCGCACUUCCUCAAGAGGGGACAGUUUGUGAAGCAGACACAUUACCGUUCCAGGAGACUGAAGGUGCGGGUGGCGCUCGAGGCGGGGAUACACUGUUCUGA
Periconia digitata is the source of this 1742-nucleotide messenger RNA. The record is from the annotation of a GenBank genome assembly. NCBI's taxonomy places the organism in Eukaryota, Fungi, Ascomycota, Dothideomycetes, Pleosporales, Periconiaceae.